AUGGCAAUCUGGUACAAUAUCGCAACUGCGGUCUACAUUGACGCUAUUCUUCAUAGGAAUCUUUCUCUCUCUCUCUCUCUCUCAGAUCUCACCAUUCAAGUACCCUUUUUUCUCUUUGAUUUUUUUGGAGAUUAUAUGCGCAACUAUCGGGAGUACAUUUUGUUUAUAUCGACAUCAACAAUCUUGUGUAUAUAUGUUUUCACAUUUACUUUAGUGAACAUACUUAAGGAACCGGGCAGCAUGUGGGGUAUCUUGUCGAGGGAUAUAAUGUCUGUCGUUCUAUUAGUGUACUGCUUCAUCGCCGUGUGGUUUGUAGGCGGCCUGAGUGUCUUCCAUUUCUAUCUUAUCUGCACCAACCAGACGACAUAUGAAAACUUCCGGUAUCGGUAUGAUAAAAAGGAAAAUCCAUAUAACCUAGGGAUGAUAAAGAACCUCAAGGAAAUAUUUUUCUCUAAGACGGCUCCAUCUCUGGUAAAUUUCCGCAAAUGGGUGAUUGUAGAAGAUGAAUCGAUUAUAGGGUCCACGACUAAAAGAAUUGGAGGGGAUAUUUCGAACUCCAUGGGGAAGAAAGACCUGGAACUUGGUAUUGUUGGCAAGGAUGGUAAGCUGCAUAAUAUGGAUUAUAAUGGCAUUGAGGACAGUUUGAAGAAGGGAAACGGAGAAAAAGUUAUGCUCGACCCUUUCUUCAAUCCGGGUCAAGAAGAAAAAAUUGCUACUGGAGAUGCUACUUCUGACAAUGAAGGGACUGAGGCUAGCUCCCACAGAAAUUCAUCCGCAGUGCUUCAGAGGUAGAAGGU
Molecule: messenger RNA, 797 nt
Organism: Olea europaea var. sylvestris
Lineage: Eukaryota; Viridiplantae; Streptophyta; Magnoliopsida; Lamiales; Oleaceae
Product: probable protein S-acyltransferase 4
Exons: 4
Coding region: 1-792 (263 amino acids)
Biological process (GO): protein targeting to membrane; peptidyl-L-cysteine S-palmitoylation
Cellular component (GO): Golgi apparatus; endoplasmic reticulum
Molecular function (GO): protein-cysteine S-palmitoyltransferase activity
Source: RefSeq, a predicted model, not a curated record